Molecule: messenger RNA, 2412 nt
Organism: Cajanus cajan (pigeon pea)
Lineage: Eukaryota; Viridiplantae; Streptophyta; Magnoliopsida; Fabales; Fabaceae
Product: alpha/beta-Hydrolases superfamily protein
Molecular function (GO): hydrolase activity
Source: RefSeq, a predicted model, not a curated record
UUGUUUGCUUUUACCUCUUCUUUUCUUGAGAGCUGCAUCAAUGUGGCAAUUUGGAUGUGGGAUCUCAUCUCACUUGGAAUUCGUGUCUUACCCCACAUUUUUCCCUUUACCAACUUUUCCCAUUUUAAACACUUUUUUCUUGUUUUCUCUUGCAUUUGGGACCCUUCUGUUGAAUUCACGUGUACCCAGUCGCCCAAAGUUUGAAUUUUUUUGACAUUGGAUAAAUAAAGUUGCUUGCUUCCUGCAAUCAUGGUACUACUAGACGGGGUCUAAAAAAAAAACACUUUUUUUUUGGGGUGGACUGGGGGGUGAAUGUAAAAUUCUGGUUACUCUGUGCCUUUUUCUGGUUUUAGGAUAUGCUUUACCUUUGAGGGCAUUUGGAUCUGGAAGAGCUUUUAGUGCAUGGAGAUUCUUUUCUCUCGUUCUCACUCUCUUUCUUCAAUUCAUAUAAUUACUUGGGACCAGCUUCCUUGAGUUGGGCACUGGUAGCUUAUCUUGUGUAAAUGUAUGUCUUUCAUUGGAAUUCGUGAGAAAAGUUUAUUUGGGAGAUUUGAGAUCAAGUUGCAGCUUAUAAGUUAUUAGGAAGGGAGCUUUCAGUUGUGAAGAUGAGUGGCUAAUUGACUUUGAGGUUCUUAGUGAGGUCAUGAGGUGGAGUUGCAGUGAGCUACAUGUAGAAGCAAGAUGAUUGAGCAAUUCAUCAAUUUCGUUAUUCGACCUCCCAGGGCAGAGUAUAACCCUGAUCAGUACCUCUGGGAAAAGGAAUUCACCCUUGCAGGAAGAACAUACCAAAGGCAGGAUUUGGAGCUCAAGAAUGCCAGAGGCUAUACCUUGAAGUGCAGUCAUUAUCUCCCUUCUCCUUUACCUGAAGAUACUUCUCUUCCUUGUGUUAUAUAUUGCCAUGGAAACAGCGGAUGUAGGGCAGAUUCCAAUGAAGCUGCUGUAAUUCUUCUUCCUUCAAAUAUUACUGUUUUUACACUUGACUUCUCAGGGUCAGGCUUAUCUGAUGGAGACUAUGUUAGUCUUGGUUGGCAUGAAAAAGAUGAUCUCAAGAUGGUGGUGUCAUAUUUGAGAAGCAACAAACAAAUAUCUCGUAUAGGUCUUUGGGGACGAUCGAUGGGUGCAGUUACUAGUCUGCUUUAUGGAGCUGAAGACCCUUCUAUUGCUGGAAUGGUAUUGGAUAGUGCCUUUUCAAACUUAUAUGAUCUCAUGAUGGAGCUGGUGGAUGUUUAUAAAAUUCGGCUUCCUAAAUUCACUGUUAAAAUGGCUGUACAGUACAUGCGGCGGGUUAUUGAGAAGAAGGCAAAGUUUGAUAUUAUGAAUCUGAACUGUUUGCUGGUUGCACCAAAAACAUUCAUUCCUGUUUUAUUUGGACAUGCAAUUGAUGACAAAUUCAUUCAGCCCCACCAUUCUGAUCUGAUAUCUGAAUCAUAUGCGGGUGAUAAAAAUGUCAUAAAAUUUGAUGGUGACCACAACUCUUCUCGGCCACAGUUCUUUUAUGAUUCAGUUUCCAUUUUCUUCUACAAUGUCCUCCGCCCUCCUAAUGUUCCUAGAACUCAUAAGCUUGAGAAAUAUUAUGAUUUGGGGGAUUUGAAACUUGGUUCUGGUGUUGAUGAGAACCUAUUAUAUGAGAUUCUCUCUAGUCUGCGGUCUGCAUCAACUGAUGCUGCAAGUUCAUCUUCUGUGCUUCCAUCAAUUUCCUCCACAAAAUCAGUUAGCGAACUUCUUUCAGAAGUUGCACCAGUGACUGAUGUUGAAUCCUUUUUGCGAGAAGAUACUAAUGGACAUGAUGAAACUGGCCAUGAUGAGCCCUCAGAUGUGCAGGAUAAGCUAAAUGGAGAGGGUGAAGAGUGUUGCUCAUACACAAGCUCAAAUAGAGAAAGUUGGGGCAGAUGUUCUUCUUUAGGAGGCAGUGAUGAAGAAUCUUGUGCAGAUUUAAGGGCUGAUGAUACCCUCUCUCAGAAUACUGUGAAGGUGUUUGCAACACGUAUGAGAAGCACGAAAGAAAAAGCGUCGGAGGCAAAAGAAGAUGAGAAAAAGAACAAGAAGAAUAAGAAAAAGAAGAAGAAAGGUGAAGGCGUUGUGAAGAAGCCAAAGAGUGAGAGGUUUGAGAAGUUGGAGGCUCUUAGCAGACGCCUUCGGCUUUGCCUUCUAAAGGGGUCAACCCAUCGAAGGCACAAGUCUUCUUAAACACACUCUCUUCCUCUUUUGUAUCAUAUUACUCAUCCAUCAUCUAAUUCUAAUGUUUCUUUUUUACAACAUUAAUAUUAUAAUACUAUUUCUAGGUAGUUCUUCAAAUUCAACUUUAGGUUUUACUUUAGGAAUUGCCAAACAUUGGUUUCUCUUUGGCUUUGAUUUCCUUGCUGUGAUUAUUAUUUCAUAUUUAUGAAGCUGACUCACCCCAUUGCAUGCCCA